Cladocopium goreaui is the source of this 945-nucleotide messenger RNA. The record is from the annotation of a GenBank genome assembly. NCBI's taxonomy places the organism in Eukaryota, Dinophyceae, Suessiales, Symbiodiniaceae.
AUGCCGGUGCACAAACCUCAGCCGAAGAGCCUCAACUCGAGCUACAGCGCACCUUCUUUGGGUAGAGAGGACAGCAUGAACAUGCGGUCAACUACCGGCUCCUUGCCAACCAUCCCGUCGGUAGCGCUGUAUGCGACGCCUUCCUACAGUUCGCUCUACUCAGACCCAGAGGAUUUGGAGCCUGGCCCUGGUACGUACGACAUUGGUCAAAGCUUUGGCAGACAACAGCUCUCCCAGAACUUCUCAGAACCUUCUGCACCUCUCAUCGCUAAGCAUGGUAAGGCAUGGUCCAAGACAAUGAUCAGCAAGGACCAUCUGAUGGCAAUGAUGGCUCGGGACUCCCCAGCACCAGGCACCUACAUUCCUCGAUUGGUCAACUCAGAAGCGCGCGUGCGAUUCGGCACCGGAAAGAGGCCAGAUCUCUGCGACACGCAUUUUCGUGCGCCUGGACCAGUCUAUGAAGUGCGAGGGUCGCCUGACAACCCUCCGCAGCACAUUAGAUUCUCAAAGGCGAACCGCUUUGCUCUGGACGAUCGUAGCUUGAGCGAGUCUUUGGGCUCUACUGGCCCUGGUCAAUAUGAGGUGAAGGGCUCAAUUGACGGAUCUCGGCAUGGGCGCUCCUUUGGAGCAUCUCAUCGGGCCUACGACAGAGUCAGGUUCCCUGGCUCCGAGAAGGAGGGCCAAGGUCGGUCAUCACCCGGACCUGGUCCUCCACUGCCGUACGAGUUGGCUGGCCGAUCAAUUUCCUUUUGCCGGGCCACCCGCCUCCCAGAUGAUCGCAACGAGCGUGCGCCCGGUCCUGGCGCAUACGACGUCCAUGAAAAGCCAAACCCAGACAUGAAGACACAGAGCGUCUACUCCUUUGGACGGCCCAGUGCACGCAGCCGUAUGGAUUUCAAGACCAUGAAGAUGUUGCAAAGUUCAUCGCUCUGGGGCAUCAACUGA